Anolis sagrei ordinatus is the source of this 2387-nucleotide messenger RNA. It is a transcript of the gene SNF8, whose product is annotated as SNF8 subunit of ESCRT-II. The record is from RefSeq and is a predicted model, not a curated record. Gene Ontology annotation, cellular component: ESCRT II complex. Gene Ontology annotation, biological process: protein transport to vacuole involved in ubiquitin-dependent protein catabolic process via the multivesicular body sorting pathway. Lineage: Eukaryota; Metazoa; Chordata; Lepidosauria; Squamata; Anolidae.
AGGGGCGUGUCCCCCAGUCUGUCACCUCCCCGGCAAACAGGAGAGUCCGAGGAUCCCACUGCAAAGAUGCACCACCGGGGAGUGGGGGCCGGUGCCAUCGCCAAAAAGAAGCUGGCAGAGGCAAAAUACAAGGAACGUGGGACAGUUUUGGCUGAGGACCAGUUAGCCCAGAUGUCCAAGCAGCUGGACACGUUCAAAACAAACCUGGAAGAGUUUGCCAGUAAACACAAACAAGAGAUUCGUAAAAAUCCCCAGUUCAGAGUCCAGUUCCAAGACAUGUGUGCAACGAUUGGGGUUGAUCCGCUGGCCUCUGGCAAAGGAUUCUGGUCCGAAAUGUUGGGGGUUGGAGAUUUCUAUUAUGAAUUAGGGGUCCAGAUUAUUGAAGUCUGUCUGGCUUUGAAGCACAGAAAUGGAGGCCUAAUAACACUGGAGGAGCUCCACCAGCAAGUGCUCAAGGGAAGAGGGAAAUUUGCCCAGGAUGUCAGCCAGGAUGAUCUCAUCCGAGCGAUUAAGAAGCUGAAAGUUCUAGGAAAUGGCUUUGGGAUCCUUCCUGUCGGCGGAACCUACCUGAUCCAGUCUGUGCCAGCAGAACUGAACAUGGAUCACACUGUUGUGAUACAGCUUGCUGAGAAAAAGGGGUAUGUAACUGUCAGUGAAAUUAAGUCCAGUUUAAAGUGGGAGACAGAACGAGCCAAGCAGGUGCUGGAUCACCUGCUCAAAGAAGGCAUGGCCUGGCUUGAUACCCAGGCUCCAUCAGAGCCGCAGUACUGGUUGCCUGCCCUCUUCACAGAGCUUUAUUCUCAAGAAAUCACUCCAGAAGAAGCCAAGGAAGCCUUACCUUGACAAUCCAUUGUAUGAUGGAAUCAAAUGACACAUUUUGCAUUAAAUGGAGAAGCACCUCAUAUUUUAGUAACAUAAGAUGGAGCGGUAUUGAAUCCUUUUGAGUUUUUGUUCAAUAUCUUUAUGUAAAGUGGCCACUGAAUAUGAGACUUCGACUAACUGUAGAGAAAGACAUUUUGUUAGCAAGUUUCUAAUUCUCACGACUGGGAAAUCCUUUGUAAAGAUAAAAACGUGACUGCAUAUGGACUAUAGGAUGUCUCUUUUCCAUUCCGACUCAAUUUCUAAACUCUACAAUUAUAGUAGGAAAUAUUUACCUUAUAUGUUGCCUGUUCCACCAAAGGAGAACACAAUGCAACUGGCAAAAGAGAAUGUUAUCAAGCACAAUUCAAAAUAUAUUAUUUAAGCUCUCUGCUGACACUCCUAUGGGAUAUAGCUAAAUCUGGACUGCAGAAGAAGCUGAGGGAUUUGCGUGAAAGACACCUUCCCUUUUUGGAACUGCUCUGUGAGCUUCUGUCACAGGGAUGACGAACAUUGAGUCCCUAGGCCAAAUCAUGCCUUCCUGGGUGGCCCAUACAACCUUCCCUAUUGCAAUACUGUUUGAUUUCCCUUAUUCUGAAUGUUGGAAAGCCUCAAUUAAGACAUAGAUUCUUGCUUAUAAACAAUACUCAUUUGAGUGAAUCUUCUCCUUAGUGGGAAAUAUCCACUAGUAUUCAUGCAAGGCAAAUUAGGCUUCUCAGUUGUUAGACUGAUAUACCUGGUUAUCUCUGAACAGUUAGGAACAAAGAUAUGCCAGUGCACAAAAUAUAUAGCAGAUGUUCAGAAGUGUUAUUUCAGUUAUAUAUAGUAAUAUAUAAUACUAAUAUACAGUAGAGUCUUGCUUAUCCAACAUAAACAGGCCGGUAGAACAUUGGAUAAGCGAAAAUGUUGGAUAAUAAGGAGGGAUUAAGAAAAAGCCUAUUAAAUGUCAAAUUUUGUUAUGAUUUUACAAAUUAAGCACUCAAAACAUGUUUUACAAUGAAGCGACAGAAAAAGCAGUUCAAUUCACAGUAAUGAUAUGAAGUAAUUACUGUAUUUACGAAUUUAGUGCCAAAACAUUGCAAUGUGUUGAAACAGCUGUGGAUUUGGGCAGGAGGCAGACUGCGUUGGAUAAUACAGAACGUUGGAUGAGUGAAGGUUGGAUAAGCGAGACUCUACUGUAGUUAUUGAUAGUAAGAACCUUAAGCAAAAAGACAGUUAAAUAAGCGUCUUCAAGUUGUCCAUCAACUUAGAGUGACAUCAUUUCAUAAGGUUUUCUUAGGAUCUGUUGUCUUCAGAGUAUUUAAAAUAAACUUCAGUUGUCUUCUUGGCCCAACCCUUUUCUCUUGGCUCAAUACAUUGUUGGAAUGCAUAACUGCGGAACUUUUCUAGAAUUGAAUCCAACCCCUGAAGAACCCGAGAGCCACAAAGCAGCACACAGAAGAAACGUCAGAUCCUGCCAAAACAAACUUUAUUGCACAAAAAACCCUUUAUGUACAAUUUUAUAUAAACAAGGUUUCAUUAUUUGAAAA